AUGAACACGCAAUCAUCCCAGUGGUCUGUGCCAAAAGUGUCGCGCUUGUGGUCGGCCAAAGGUGAUGAAAAUUGCUCGCCACCGCGUUCUGACGAUUAUAAGGAUUGGUCGCUAAUGCAGCUCAAGCGCGAGAUCACAAAGCGUCAGCUGAAGACCAACCCACGCCGUCGUAAUAAGGAUGCAUUCGUACGUGUGCUGCUCGCAAAUGAUCUGGAUCAGAGCCAAACGCCGAGAGUUUCUCAAAAUCAGACGCAGCAAACGUUAGAAGAAUCUGCUAUAUUUGUACCUUCUUCGGAGCUUCAUGGUAUUUAUGAUGGAGAUCAAGCGCCGCAACAAGAGCAAAAGGAUGUGUACGCGACACAACAACAAUCUCAGCAAAACAUUUAUAGAAGUAGUGGAGGGCAGCAGCAGCUUCAACAGGAUGUAUAUGGAACAAAUGUAUUGCAACAGCCUCAGCCUCAGCACUCUGAACUGUAUAAUGGACAACAGCAGCGACAGAAUCUGUAUAUGGAGCAUUCUCAUCAGCAGGAUGUCUAUACUAAUGCUGGAGAGCAGUCUCAGACAUUUAUAUCCAAUGAAAUGAAUUCAAAGAUGCUGCAGCCUGCGUCAUUGACGCCUCUAGCUCAAACACCAACGCAAAGCUCGGUAGAGGUCACAGUUGUCUCUACUAAUCCUGAUGCUGAAAAAAAGUCUUCAGAAAAGUAUAUGACAUUUAAACGACAGCGGAUAGAACAAACGGAACACAGAAAGGAGGAAAGUGAAAAUGCACAAAAUGCGAAAUUGGAUAUGGGGAAGACAACACUUUUCUCACAUCAAGGAAACAAAGGAUCGACGGAGUAUUUAAGACGAAAGUUGAGUAUUCAGGCAGCACACGUUGAGAUUAAAAGCCGACGGUUGGACAUUGAAAUCAAGCGAGAGCAACGCAAGAGCGAGCUUCAUGCGGUGCAGCUUGCAUUAGCAAAAGAACAGUUGCAACAGGCCAAAUUAUCUUCUCAAAAGAUGAAGUCAGAGUGGGUGGUUGAGCAAUUGAUACACAAAAAGCGAUUGAAUGAUGCGGGAAUUUCGCAAGAAGAUUCAGCUGCGCUUGGAAUGUAUUUGUCAUGA
Molecule: messenger RNA, 1104 nt
Organism: Plasmopara halstedii
Lineage: Eukaryota; Oomycota; Peronosporomycetes; Peronosporales; Peronosporaceae
Exons: 1
Coding region: 1-1104 (367 amino acids)
Source: RefSeq, a predicted model, not a curated record